Messenger RNA from Theobroma umbraticum, 1793 nucleotides. RefSeq names its product aspartyl protease family protein At5g10770-like. The record is from RefSeq and is a predicted model, not a curated record. Gene Ontology annotation, molecular function: aspartic-type endopeptidase activity. NCBI's taxonomy places the organism in Eukaryota, Viridiplantae, Streptophyta, Magnoliopsida, Malvales, Malvaceae. Gene Ontology annotation, biological process: proteolysis.
AAGCUGAGAAAAAAUAGUUAUCAAGUGAAAUUGAGUUAGGAGCAUGGGCGCCAUUACCAUUUCCUCCACCUCCCUCUCUUCUAAUCUUCUUCUUCUUCUUCUUCUCCUUCUAUCCCUUAAGGAGGGGUAUGUCUUGGGACGAAGACAAGCUCCGGCAGACAGCCACCAACUUCAGCAUAGCCAUACCGUCCAUGUCAGCUCUCUUCUACCCUCCUCUGUUUGCAGCCCUUCUACCAAAGCUUUGGACAAAAAGUCAUCUUUACAAGUUGUCCACAAGCAUGGCCCAUGCUCUCAGCUCCAUCAAGAUAAAGCCAGUAUUCCCACCCACGCCGAGGUGCUCCUCCGGGACGAAGCCCGAGUCAAGUCUAUUCACUCGAGACUUGGCAGGAAGCCGGGUUCCAGCGAUGUGGACGAGACAGAUGCCGCCAAGCUCCCUGCCAAGGAUGGUAGUGUGGUGGGCUCGGGCAAUUACAUAGUCACAGUGGGUCUUGGCACCCCAAAGAAAGAUUUAUCUCUCAUAUUUGAUACUGGAAGUGACAUCACAUGGACACAAUGCCAGCCUUGUGCAAAAUCUUGUUAUAAACAACGGGACCCAAUUUUUGCACCAUCACUGUCCUCGACAUAUUCCAACAUUUCAUGCACCUCGACAGCGUGCAGUUCACUGACUUCUGCCACAGGUAACUCACCUGGCUGCGCAUCAUCAGCUUGUGUCUAUGGCAUCCAAUAUGGGGACUCGUCUUUCUCAGUUGGAUUCUUUGCUAAAGAGAAGCUCACCUUGACACCAACAGAUAAGUUCGAUAACUUUCUAUUCGGUUGCGGCCAGAACAACCAAGGUCUUUUUGUUGGCGCAGCCGGUUUGCUAGGACUUGGCCGAGAUCAAUUGUCUUUGCCAUCACAAACCGCCUCAAAAUACAAGAAAUUCUUCUCCUACUGCUUGCCGUCAUCCGCCAGCUCCGAUGGUUUCCUCGCUUUUGGCGACGGUGGUGGCCUCUCAAAAUCCGUGAAGUUCACCACAUUGUCCACAGUCUCCCAAGGGCAAUCCUUUUACGGCAUCGACGUCACUGGAAUAAGCGUCGGCGGCCAAAAACUAUCGAUCUCAGCAUCCCUUUUCACCACUGCCGGCACCAUCAUUGACUCCGGAACCGUCAUCACGCGGUUGCCACCGACUGCCUACGCGGCACUGAGUUCUUCAUUCCGACAGAAGAUGACCCAAUACCCAAGGGCACAACCACUUUCAAUCCUGGACACAUGCUAUGACUUCAGCAAAUAUUCCUCAGUCUCCAUUCCUAAGAUAAGCUUCUUCUUCAGCGGGGGUGUUGAGGUCCCAAUCGACGCCAAGGGAAUUCUGUACGUUAACAGCAUCUCCCAGGUGUGCCUGGGGUUCGCCGGAAACAGUGAUGACACUGAUAUUGGGAUCGUCGGGAAUACACAGCAGAAGACAUUGCAAGUGGUUUACGAUGGCGCUGGAGGGAGGAUUGGGUUUGGCACAGGGGCCUGUUCCUAAGUUUUUUGUGAGCUAAUUUGAGAAGAAAAAUCCUCGAGUUAGCUGUCGAAUCAUAAUUCAUAUGAUAGCAAGAAUGGCUUUAAGAUUGAAAUAACUGAUAAAAAAUAGUGAAGCUCAAGAACUAUGUAUCCAAAUUCAGGGGAAGUAACAAAUCAAAGUGUUUACUGCAACUCAUCAUGUACGGUAAUAAGCUUAGGCUUGGAUUUCUAAGGCAAUGUUCAAACCUUGAAAUCAUAUAUAAUUACGAUACCUUUUCUUAAAUGGAACAAAAAAACAAAAUUAUGAGCAA